This is a messenger RNA of Dermatophagoides farinae (American house dust mite), 2958 nucleotides long. RefSeq lists its product as uncharacterized. NCBI's taxonomy places the organism in Eukaryota, Metazoa, Arthropoda, Arachnida, Sarcoptiformes, Pyroglyphidae. Gene Ontology annotation, biological process: cilium assembly; establishment of epithelial cell polarity. The record is from RefSeq and is a predicted model, not a curated record. Gene Ontology annotation, cellular component: ciliary basal body; centriole; ciliary transition fiber.
UUAGAAAAACAAAAAACACGCAAAAUACGAAACCACAACCAAUCUUUCAGAAAUUUUUGAAUGGCAUCACGACCUAAAUCAGCAUCUGGUUCAUCAUCACGUUCAUUUCUUGAUGAUUUACUUGGUUCAAAUGAUAAUAAUGAUGAUCUAUUGCCAUUAUCAUCCAGAACAACAUCACCACGACAACGUAAAUCUGUACGAUUUUUUGAUGAAGGAUUCGAUGAUGAUUUAUCCACAACACAAACACAAGAAUCAAGAUCAAUUCGACCACAUAGUACAGCAUUGGAUUCAUUGUUGAAUAAUACAAAACAAGCACAAAAACAACAAUCAAAUGUUCGUUCCAAAUCUGAUUGGCUUGGUCUUGGUGGUGGUGGUGGUGGUGUUGGUGGAUCAAGUGAUGAUGAUAAUAACACCCAUAAAAAAUCAAAUGAAAAAUCAACAACAAAAACAUCUAGUCAAGAUGAACCAGAGUGGAUCACAUCAGGAUUAAAAGCUCGUCAAUCAAGGCAAAGUAAUCAGGAUUCUAUUUCGACAUCAACAACAUUAACAUCUAAGAAUCGGCCAUCAUUCCUAAUAGAUACAGAUCCAUUAAAAACAUCAACAUUAACACCAUCUCCAUCUCUAUCUCCAUCGACAACAACAACAACAGCAAUCACUAUUGAUACAAAUGAGCCAGUAAAUAAAUCGACAUCGGUUAUCAAUAGAAAUUGGCAGCCUAAAUUAUUAUCGGAUGUUGAAAAAUCAUCAUCAUCAUCAUCAUCAUCACCAUUAAGCGGUAUCAAGAAAUUUGUUCAAGUUGGUCAAUCUGAACUACAAAAACAACAACAGCAACAACAACAACAACAACAAAAUGGACAAACAUUUUCAAAUCGUAAAUCUGAUACCGAACAGCAGCAGAAGUCAAAUGAAAAUCAAUCUGAUAUAAUUCACAACAAAUUAGACAUUCAACACCAUCAUCAGCAACAAAAUCAACUUGGAUUUCCAAGAAUCGAUGAAAAUUUGAACGCAAUAAAUUUUCAACAACAGCAACAACAACAACAACAACAACAAAAUUCCAUGAUCAUUCCAAAUGAGGAAAUUAUGUCGUCGAUCAUAAUAAAUCAAGAUGGACAACAACAACAACAACAACAACAACAACAAUCUUCAUUGAUUGUUUUACAAACAAAAUUACGUAUAUUAACAUUGGAAAAAUCAUUCCUAGAACAAAGUUUAGAUCAAAUGAAACGUAAUCAUCAAGAUGAAUUACAGGCUAUGAUUUCAUUAUAUGAACAACAGAUGCAUUUAACAUCAGAAAUGUAUAAAAGACAUGAAAAUAUGAUACAAGAAGAACGUGAUCGUAGAAUUAUUGAAUUAAAAAAUCAAUUGAAACAAUCGGAAAAGGAAAUGAACAUGAUUCGUGAUAAAUACAAUGAACGUUUAGUGAAAAUUGAAGAAGAAUAUCGAAAAGAUAAUGAACAUAUACAAGAACAAUAUGAUACUACUACCAGACGAAUGAUUGAAGAACAUGAAAUGGAAUUAAAACGAUUAGAACAACGAUUAUCCACAGAAACAGAAUCAUCAUUACAAACAUCAUCGGAUUUGGUUCAUAAUCAAACGAAAAGUGUUACAGAAUUGAUGGCAAAAUGGGAAGAAAGUGCAUAUAAAAUUGAAAAAUUACAACGUUCAGUAAUAGCUAAACAAGAAGAAAUAUCACGAUUACAAACAAUGAACAAUAGUGAUGAUGUAUUGGCCAAUAAAGUGACAGAAAUUGACGAAAGAUGGAAAAUAUUUUUAAAUGAUAUGCAACAACAACGUAAUGAUUUGGAAACAAUGAUUCGUGUUGAACAUGAAAAAUAUUUUAACGAUGAACAAUCACGUAUGAAAGUGUGUGAAGAAAAAAUGAAUCAAGAACGUAAAGAAUUGGAAUCGAUGAAAGAAAAAUUCGCCGAAGAAGUUAGGGAAUGGCGCCAACGUGAAAGUGUUGAUGCACAACAAUUAAUGGAUGAACGAAAAAAAUUAAAAGAAGAAAUCACAUUAUUUGAAGAACGACGAUUACUGCUAGAACAGCUUUAUGAUGAACGUAAAAAAAUGCUUGACAAUGAACAGGAAAGAAUAUCGAAACAAAGUGAAGAAAUUCUACAAAAACAAACAGAAUUGGAUCAAAAAGAAUCACAAUCGUUGAAAUCAUCAUUGAAUCUUGAACAACAACAACAACAAUUACAAAUGAAAAAACGACAAUUUGAUCAUGAAAAACAACAAAUGACCAUGUUGGGAAAAACACUGGAACAACGUGCUGAAGAAUUGGAAAAAUUAAGCCAAAUGGCUUUGAAAGAAAAAAUGGAUGUUGUCACUGCAAUGGAUGAAAUUGAAAGAUUACGAUCUGAAUUGAAAAAAGAAACCGUUGAUUUGGAAAAAUCCAAAAAUGAAUCACAAAUUUAUCAUGAACGAUUGGCCAUGGAUCGUAAUCAAUUGGAACAACAAUAUAAAUUGUUACGUGAAUUACGUGAUUCUAUUGUUUGUAAUCUUUGUGGCCAAAUAAUGAAUCUUGGUGGCAAUGCUCAAUCAUCAUGGACAACAAUGAUGACCACUAAAUCAACAGGACAACAGGAUAUUGGAUCAGGAUUCAUAUACAGUUUAAUCAAUGGUGGCUAUAUGAUGCGUCAACAAUAUCAACCGAUGAAUGCAGAAAAUGUUGAUAAAAAUAACAAUAAAAUUCAACGUUUAAAUCCUCCAUGGAAUAGUUUUCGUGCAUCGAAAACAGCUGAUAAUCCAUCCACAAAUCUGGAUGAUGAUAAAACAUUACUUCUAUGGCAAUUGGCAUCACAACAAGAUUCAGCUGCAUUAGCUGAAGAGACACGUUUUCUUAAAAUUCUAAUGAAUAGCCACCAAAGUAAAUCCAAACCAUUAUAGUGUGUGUGUUUGUGUGUAUAAAUCAAUUUUAUUAGAUGUCAAUCAAUUAAUAAUAAUAAAAAAUUUUCA